AAAACUAAAUUUAAAUAUCUCUGGAUAUGGCUUCGUGAACUAGAAAUCCCCUUGGUGUGGAUGGUACUAGCAUUGAAACACAAAACAGUCGGAUCCUGUUAUCAAUAUUCAGGUGUAUUGAUUUUAUUCUUCGUUGUUGGAUUAGCGAUCGCUUCCAUCAAAGAGCCUAUAGGCUAGCAGUUGAAUAGGACUGAAUUCAGCCAUGUCCUACAGGAAGCGGGGGGACUAUGAGGACUCGUUCUACUCAGAGCAGUCCGCCAACCGCCCCACUCUGGCCUACGACAACUAUGCUGUGUACGACGCUUCCUUUAUCCCGGCUCACAGUCUCCGAAACAAGCUAUCACAUUUCGGCAGUUCACAAUCUUCCUACCGACUCAAAGGAAGUGAUAGCGGGAGUUACAGAUCCCUCCACAGACGACCAGGCUGUAAGAGAUGUCUUACCAUCACUGUUGUCAUCAUGUGUAUGGCAGUUAUAGGGGCAGUUAUAGGCGUGGCCGUCUAUUUCUCAGACCAAAAUCCAGUAAUGAAAACAACGACCCCUCUACCCACCUCGACCACGCCCACAGUUCCAGUAGUGUUUUCUGGUACUUUAAAAUUGGCAAAAACCUUUUCACCCGAGCUAGCUGACCCGAAUUCCUCAGAAUAUCAAGCUUUGGCUAGCGCAAUAGAACAAGAGCUGGAUAGCUCAUUUAGAAGCAGUGAAUUGGGAUCUACCUAUAGCAAUAGCAGAGUGGCCAAAUUUGCGAGCGGUAGUAUUGUGGUCCAGUUCCGAUCCUACUUCAACCACUCGACUGUCCUUUUGACGGACAGCAAUGGAAACAGACAACCCACACAGAUCAGUAUUGCCAUCUUUACUGAUGUCAUUGUGAAUGAGGUCAGAAACAAAAAGACGACAGCUCCUAACAGUAACCUGGCCAAGGUAGAGGAAAACUCUUUGUCGGUUGCAGAAGGCACAGAUAUGCCCACAACAACAAUAGCAGUAACAACAACAACAGUUCCAACAACAACGACAACAUCGACAGUGCAAACAACUACAACAUUAAAGACGACCGAUCAGGAAACAACACAAGUAUCAACAACCACUACAGCAGUACAAACAACACAAGCUGAUACAACUACAACAGCUCCACAGACAUCAACAGCAGCAACAGAGAAAGCCCCAACAACUACUAUAGUAUCUGAAACAACAGCAACAGAGAAAGCCCCAGCAUCAAGUACAACAACACAGAACACUGCAACAUCAGACUCCACUACCGGGCAGUCAGCAACAGGCACAGAGCCGUCCAAAAUAGCCUCCACUCUAAUGACAACUAUACCGACAACAACAACAACAACGACGGUGUAUACAACAACCACACAGCUACAGACAACAACGGAGGCUCCAGCUCCCCCUGUGUUUGUUGGUGAGGUGAAACUAAACCAAACCUGGGACGAUAAUCUGAAUGACACGUCCUCUCCGGAAUACCAAAAUCUAGCCACCGAUAUAGAAGCAGAGCUUGAUGCCACGUUUAAAAACAGCAGUCUGGGAGACAAUUAUAACUAUAGUAAAGUAACUGGGUUUAAGCCAGGAAGCAUUGAAGUGGACUAUAUUUCUUUCUUCAUCGAAGCAACUGUCACUAUUGCUGACAACAAUGGCAACACCACCACCAAGAUCUCUAUGAAUGCGUCCGUGGUGGUACAGGUGUUCAGAGAACAGGUCCAAAAAAGGCAAGAGGAACCUGACGAAGGCGGAUCUAAACGCAGUAUAUUUUCAUCAAUUAUCAAGGAAUCUAUCAAAGUGAUCCAGCUUCCCCCUCCUACAAGGCCUCCAACAGUAGCACCAACUCGUCCCCUGACAACUGUUCCUCCAGUUCAUCCUUGUGAUAACAACACAUAUAUGGAAACUGUUGGAUCAGUAUGUGCUAUUCCUAUGAUGAAAAGAUUCACUGAUGCCAAGGAUCUACCAGAAUUCUGCCUAAUUACAACGGAAUUGAUAGAGUGUGUUAAUCAGAAAGUAUCCACAGACAAAGGGACCAGGUGCUCUGAGAGUCAGGCGGAUGGGGUUAUUCGAUACUUUGGACCUGGUCUCAAACAAACCCUAUCACUGGCCUUUGACCCAACGCAGUGUUUGGAAUUAGGACGGAAUGCAUCAACCAUUUCACCGUAUAUGACGACCGUUCCUCCUUCUCCUGUAAAAAGAGUAGCCUUCACAAUAAAGACGUCGGGAUUCACGUGGGAUGAUUCGUUACUGAAUCCGAAAUCAACCUACUUUCAAUCUUUGAAUAUUACGAUCGUUAGUAAUUUCACGAAAGCUUUUGGUGACGUCCCAGGAUUUUUACAGUUGACUGUAACCUCUUUUAUGAAAGGAAGCAUAUAUGCUGAUAUGACAUUUACUUAUGAUAGCUCUAAGUUAUCUGGUAGUGAUUCUAUGCAGGCAGUUAGCAUGGCCGUGCAAAAUGGGACAGUAUACCAACUCCAAGUUGAUAAAUAUUUCCUGUACAGAGGAGAACCUAAGGAUGGUGAAUGUCCACUCGUAAGAAAUACCACAGCAGGAACCUGUCCCGAGGAAUGUCUAAUGGACAGUAACUGUACAGGGUCUGCAAAAUGCUGCUUUAAUGGGUGUGGUCAUACCUGCCAACAUCCAGAUUUGGGCGUCCAUCCCUGUGAGGAUUUUAAUUAUCUAGAGAAGACAGGGGCGCAGUGUUCAAUACAUCACGUGCAAAAUUUAACGUCUUCUCCUGAUAUCCAGACGUUCUGUCGUGAUAUGAAAGAAUUCUUAGAAUGUUUGAUGGAUAUCAUUUUCAAAGAGAAAAGAGUCCGAUGUUCUGACGAUCAAAUUGCUACAGCUAUGACGAGAUUCGGACUUACAAUGAAAACAACUGACUGCUAUAAAGAUUUGACCACCACUCGCCCAUGGGUCACCACUCUUCCUCCAACAGUUGUAAAAAGAGUAGCCUUCACAAUAAAGACGUCUGGAUUCACGUGGGAUGAUUCGUUACUGAAUCCGAAAUCAACCUACUUUCAAUCUUUGAAUAUCACGAUCGUUAGUAAUUUCACGAAAGCUUUUGGUGACGUUCCAGGAUUUUUACAUCUGACGGUAACCUCUUUAAGGAAAGGAAGCAUAUAUGUUGAUAUGACAUUUACAUAUGAUAGCUCUAAGUUAUCUGGAAGUGAUGCUAUGCAUGCGGUUCACAUGGCAGUGCAGAACGGGGCAGUACACCUACUUCAAGUUGAUGACUACUUUCUGUACAGAGGAGAACCUAAGGAUGGUGAAUGUCCACUCGUAAGAAAUACCACAGCAGGGACCUGUCCGGAGGAAUGUCAAAUGGACAGUAACUGUACAGGGUCUGCAAAAUGCUGCUUUAAUGGGUGUGGUCAUACCUGCCAACAACCAGAUUUGGUCGUCCAUCCCUGUGAGGAUUUCGAUUAUCUAGGGAAGAUAGGGGAGUCGUGUUCAGUGUAUUACAAGCAAAAUUUAACGUCUGCUCCUGAUAUUCAGAUGUUCUGUCGUGUAAUGAAAGAAUUCUCGGAAUGUUCGAUGGAUAUCAUUUUGAAAGAGAAAAGAGUCCGAUGUUCUGACGAUCAAAUUGCUACAGCCAUGAUGAGAUUCGGACCUACAAUGAAAACAACAUUGAAUCUUCGUUUUGACCCUGCUGACUGCUAUAAAGAUUUGACCACCACUCGCCCAUGGGUCACCACUCUUCCUCCAACAGUUGAUGGUGUUGUGACCUUCAGUUUGAAGUUUCUCAACAUGGAUUGGAGAAUGGAGCUGUUGAAUGAUACUUCGGAUUAUUUUACGAUGAUGGAAAGAUCGAUAAUGGGCAACGUGACAGCGCACUUUGGAAACGUUAGCGGUGUUAGUCAAAUGAAGAUACUCGGAUUCAGAAAUGGCAGCAUCAUCGUAGAUUUUUGGAUCAGAGUUACUUGGCCUCUCACUUCUGGCGGUUUGAUAGAGAAGAUCAAAGAAAUGCUUGGCCAAGGUGGUCGGAUACACCAGAUGCAGGUGGAUCCAGGAUACUUUCCACAUGAUACUGUGGUAAAGGAUGGAUUUUGUCCUCGUGUUUAUUCUGUUGCUGCUGGAAGCUGCAAUGUUGAAGAAUGCAUUGGUGAUAGUCAUUGUAAGGACCACCACAAGUGCUGCUCGAAUGGCUGUGUGAGGACUUGUGUAGACUGGAGAGAGUACAGCACUUGCAAGAAUGUGACUUUCGUCAAAGAAACAAUUACUAGGGAUUGUGUAGGUGCAUUCAAUGCUUUCAUGAAUGGACUCUAUGAGGAUGAUUGCAGCAUGUACCGGGACGUAAUCUUGUGUACGACAGCAAACCUGCAAGUGAAACAAUUUUCCUGCACCAUGGAAGGCAUUGCCAAUCUGGUCGGGAGGAACAUACGCGCUAUCUUUGGUGAUUCGAAGAACCACUUUGAUGGUUUAAGCUGCUUUGAUGGAGUAACGAAUGUGCCAAAAUAUGAUGUUAGGAACUUUUGCCGUGAAGUAGAAUUAUAUAAGUACCAUGCUAAGUACAGUUGUGCAGUGAAUUUGACAGAGCACCGAAACUCCAGUAAGGAAUUAUGCAGUUUGUAUCACUAUAAAGUGAUUUGUGCUGACGCAAAUAAUAAAGACUUGAAGAUGUUCGGGAAUUGUAAUUUCGGGGAUACAAAGGCCAUAAUCGGAAGUAACCGGAGCGUCAUAUUACCUGAACUGGACUCCUUGAUAAACGAUACAGCAUGUGCAGCCCAAUCGCCGUGCCAGACCUACCUAUACAGUGACCCAUCUAUCGCAUCUCGAUGCCUCGUGUCCUAUUUAGGUUAUGCAAUGCAAAACCCACAGUCACGGUGUCUUGCGUUGGAAGCUGUCCAUGACUGUCUUGUUUCUGAAUCUCUGCGGAAGAAUAUAAUUUGUUCAGCUGAUGACGUCAGUGAUUCUUCCCGCUUAUAUUUGAGUUUCUGGAGUCAGUCAUAUGCCAAUACAAUGAAUACCACAAGAUUGCGAAAAGACGAACUUGCCACGUGUACUACAACAAAACAACUUACGGAUCCUGAUUUAGUCAACACCACCUGUCAAAAACCAAAUAUGCUUGUGUUAUUGGCAACUCCAUGUUUGGAGUACCUGAAGAGAACUUCCAACCUCUGCACAUCUUUCCAUUUGGCGUCAAUGCACUGUAUGGAAAAUGCCGUUGAAGAAGUAUUAAACAAAACCUGUACCAAACAGCAUUUUAUUAAUGCAUUAAGAAUGAAGAAUGAUACAGUGACUAGCAUAGUUGGGGCAGAUAUAUCAAAAUGCUUAGAUACUGAACCUAGCAAUGAAACAUGUUUUUCUUUUGAAACAUUUGAAAGACCCGAAUAUCAGAAGUGUUUCGAAGCUUAUUACGCGCUCACUUAUUAUGCCAACACUACAUCAAAAGAAGAAAAAUGCAGAUUAUACGAGCAUUCUCUAGGUUGUGUUGAAAAGAGUAUACCAUAUUGCGAUGCACAGGAAGUCCACAACUUAAUAAACGCUUAUGUAGAAAUUGCUGGAGAGAAGGGUAGCAGUUUUGAUCAACAAUGCCCAGAUCCAGGACCAUCUCGAUCGUUCUGUGACGAUGAAGAGGCUCACCUUUUAUACAUAUACGGUAGAUGUUCCCACUACUUGGCUAUAACUCAGCGUUCCUGCAUUUAUGCGCCUUAUUUUAUGGAAUGUGCAUACAAUCACACUCGAGCACUGUACUUCAGAUGCCCGAAAACGUCUGUGAUAACAACUAUUUUAAAUGCAACUGCGUUUUAUGAAAGGAGGUACCCAGGGUAUGGAAGGAAAAUCUCAACUUGUCUAUCGCAGACCAUAGAAACAAACUGCACCUUGGGAUUGCACCUCCUUAGUCAACAAAAAGUCCAAGAAUGCCUGGGAAUUUACUACCUAUUAUCAUUGUCAAAUGGUUCCAUUCCACUGUCAGAGGGAAGACAAUGCUACAUUUAUCAAUCAGUUGUACAUUGUGUGAAAAAUAACUUGCCCCAGUGUACAUUACAAGACUACGACAGUGUUUUGAGACCCGUGCUUGUUGAACUCUACAAUCAGACCAUUCCCCGAACUUGUCAAGUCAGUCCAGUGCUACGCCCAGGCUGUACGGUAGAAAGUGUCAUUAUAGACAAUGCAAAUAUACACUGUAAAACUGCACUCGGGUAUCUUCAACCUUCAUGCAGUUCAGCCAGUGUUGGCAGGUAUUUGCAAUGCAUUAUGGGUGCAAUGUGGGGAUCCAGUUAUUACUGUACAGAAGAACAAGUCCGAUCUGUUAUGGCCAAUGCAACGUCCUAUUUCGAAAAGGUUUAUCCAGGAGAGGGACAGAAUGUAUCCACGUGCAUCGAAAAGUAUCAAGUCCUUACGACUAUCAGUCCACCCUCAGUGCUAGUAAAAAGAGUAGCCUUCACAAUAAAGACGUCUGGAUUCACAUGGGAUGAUUCGUUACUGAAUUCGAGAUCAACAUACUUUCAAUAUUUGAAUAAUACGAUUGUUGGUAAUUUCACGAAAGCUUUUGGUGACGUCCCAGGAUUUUUACAGUUGACUGUAACCUCUUUUAUGAAAGGAAGCAUAUAUGCUGAUAUGACAUUUACUUAUGAUAGCUCUAAGUUAUCUGGUAGUGAUUCUAUGCAGGCAGUUAGCAUGGCCGUGCAAAAUGGGACAGUAUACCAACUCCAAGUUGAUAAAUAUUUCCUGUACAGAGGAGAACCUAAGGAUGGUGAAUGUCCACUCGUAAGAAAUACCACAGCAGGGACCUGUCCCGAGGAAUGUCAAAUGGACAGUAACUGUACAGGGUCUGCAAAAUGCUGCUUUAAUGGGUGUGGUCAUACCUGCCAACAUCCAGAUUUGGGCGUCCAUCCCUGUGAGGAUUUUGAUUAUCUAGAGAAGACAGGGGCGCAGUGUUCAAUACAUCACGUGCAAAAUUUAACGUCUUCUCCUGAUAUCCAGACGUUCUGUCGUGAUAUGAAAGAAUUCUUAGAAUGUUUGAUGGAUAUCAUUUUCAAAGAGAAAAGAGUCCGAUGUUCUGACGAUCAAAUUGCUACAGCUAUGACGAGAUUCGGACUUACAAUGAAAACAACUGACUGCUAUAAAGAUUUGACCACCACUCGCCCAUGGGUCACCACUCUUCCUCCAGCAGUUGUAAAAAGAGUAGCCUUCACAAUAAAGACGUCGGGAUUCACGUGGGAUGAUUCGUUACUGAAUCCGAAAUCAACCUACUUUCAAUCUUUGAAUAUCACGAUCGUUAGUAAUUUCACGAAAGCUUUUGGUGACGUUCCAGGAUUUUUACAUCUGACGGUAACCUCUUUAAGGAAAGGAAGCAUAUAUGCUGACUUAACAUUUACAUAUGAUAGCUCCAAAUUAUCUGGAAGUGAUGCUAUGCAUGCGGUUUAUAUGGCCGUGCAAAAUGGGACAGUACACCAACUUCAAGUUAAUAAUUAUUUCCUAUACAGAGGAGAACCUAAGGAUGGUGAAUGUCCACUCGUAAGAAAUACCACAGCAGGGACCUGUCCCGAGGAAUGUCAAAUGGACAGUAACUGUACAGGGUCUGCGAAAUGCUGCUUUAAUGGGUGUGGUCAUACCUGCCAACAACUAGCUGUCAACUGUGAAGACCUUAGAUACAUGGACAAGAUCGGCAGUGGGUGUGUUGAACCUUUGUUCGGUAGAUUUAAGAAUGCCACGGAUCUUCAGGAAUUUUGUCAUACAUCGACGGAUAUGAUCGACUGUAUCAAUCGAGAAGUGUUCGAAGACAUUGGCAAAAUUUGCUCUGAUGCUCAGAUAGAAAUGGCUAUCCGACAUUUUGGUCCUGGUAUGGAGAAAGAUUAUGAGUUGAGAUUCAGCCUAACACAAUGUUUGGAAAUGGGAUCAAAUAGAACAACAACGUAUCCGUACUUGACGAGCGUCAGUCCUCCAACGACAUUCGUAAAAAGAAUAUCCUUCACAAUUAAGAUGUCUGGAUUCACGUGGGAAGAUUCGUUAUUAAAUUCAAGAUCAACGUAUUUUCAAUAUUUGAAUAGCACGAUCGUUAGUAAUUUCACGAAAGCUUUUGGUGACGCCCCAGGAUUUUUACAGUUGACUGUAACCUCUUUUACGAAAGGAAGCAUAUAUGCUGACUUAACAUUUACAUAUGAUAGCUCCAAAUUAUCUGGAAGUGAUGCUAUGCAUGCGGUUUAUAUGGCCGUGCAAAAUGGGACAGUACACCAACUUCAAGUUAAUAAUUAUUUCCUAUACAGAGGAGAACCUAAGGAUGGUGAAUGUCCACUCGUAAGAAAUACCACAGCAGGGACCUGUCCCGAGGAAUGUCAAAUGGACAGUAACUGUACAGGGUCUGCGAAAUGCUGCUUUAAUGGGUGUGGUCAUACCUGCCAACAACUAGCUGUCAACUGUGAAGACCUUAGAUACAUGGACAAGAUCGGCAGUGGGUGUGUUGAACCUUUGUUCGGUAGAUUUAAGAAUGCCACGGAUCUUCAGGAAUUUUGUCAUACAUCGACGGAUAUGAUCGACUGUAUCAAUCGAGAAGUGUUCGAAGACAUUGGCAAAAUUUGCUCUGAUGCUCAGAUAGAAAUGGCUAUCCGACAUUUUGGUCCUGGUAUGGAGAAAGAUUAUGAGUUGAGAUUCAGCCUAACACAAUGUUUGGAAAUGGGAUCAAAUAGAACAACAACGUAUCCGUACUUGACGAGCGUCAGUCCUCCAACGACAUUCGUAAAAAGAAUAUCCUUCACAAUUAAGAUGUCUGGAUUCACGUGGGAAGAUUCGUUAUUAAAUUCAAGAUCAGCGUAUUUUCAAUAUUUGAAUAGCACGAUCGUUAGUAAUUUCACGAAAGCUUUUGGUGAUGUCCCAGGAUUUUUAUAUCUGACUGUAACUUCACUAAGGAAUGGAAGCAUAUAUGCUGACUUGACAUUUACAUAUGAUAGCUCCAAGUUAUCUGGAAGUGAUGCUAUGCAUGCUGUUUAUAUGGCUGUGCAAAACGGAACAAUAUAUCAACUUCAAGUUGAGAAAUAUUUCCUGUACAGAGGAGAAAUUAAAGAUGGCGAAUGUCCUCGCGUGGAAAAUAGUACUGUAGGAAUCUGUGUUAAGGAAUGUCAAAUGGACAAUAAUUGUACAGGAUCUACAAAAUGCUGUUUUAAUGGAUGUGGUCACACCUGCCAGCAACCACAGCAACCAGGUUUGGUCGUCCAUCCAUGUGAAGAUUACGAUUAUUUACAGAAGACGGGGGAGCAGUGUUCACAUUUUUACGCACAGAACUUAACGUCUGCCUCUGAUAUUCAAACGUUCUGUCGCAUAAUGAAAAAAUUCUCAGAAUGUUCGAUGGACAUCGUUUUAAAAGAGAAAAGAGUCCGAUGUUCUGACGAUCAAAUUGCUACAGCUAUGACGAGAUUCGGACUUACAAUGAAAGCAACAAUGAAUCUUCGUUUUGACCCUGCUGACUGUUAUCCAAAUUCAGACACUACCAAGAGUGCAGCUUUUACUAUACGACUUGCCUUUUUGAAUUGGAGUGAAUCGCUGUCUGAUCCACGGUCAGAUUAUUUCCAGAUGAUGAAUCGAACCAUCAUAUCAAACUUCACUGCAGCUUUCGGACACCAUCCAGGCUAUCUUGGAUUAAUUCUUACUAGAUUUCGAAAAGGAAGUGUGUAUGUUGAUCUAGAAUUCAAAUAUGACAGUUCCAAGCUACAAAUAAGUGAUGCAAUGGCUGCAGUUCAGAACGCCACAACGAUGGGCAUGAUCCAUUCUCUUCCUGUGGACAAAUACUUCAUGUUUAGAGGAGAACUUAAGGAGGGAACUUGUCCAAUUCCACAAAGUAACUCCACAGGUAUAUGUAUUGAAGAAUGUCAGAUGGACGCCAAUUGCACGGAGGCGCGUAAAUGUUGCUUUAACGGAUGUGGUCACAGCUGUCAAAACACAGAGGAGCGCAAACGCAGUUCCUGUGAAGAUCUGGAGUUCAUUCAAACGGUAGGAGAAAGGUGUUCACCUAUGUAUCAUACCAACUUGACCACAGCUGGAGACAUUCGUUUCUUCUGUAGCGUGAUGGACGAGUUCACUAAAUGUACAUUGGAUAUGAUUACCAAAGGAACGGGAGUUCAAUGUACUUCUGAUCAAAUUUCAACAGCUAUCGAAAAACUGGGGCCCAGAAUGAAAACGGACAUGAAUCUGACAUUCAACCCCACUGACUGCUAUAAGGAUUCGGAUAAAUCUGCAGUUAAAAGUGCAGUCUUCAGUAUACGACUGGUGUUUUUCAAUUGGAGUGAAGCUUUGUCCGACCCACGGUCAACAUAUUUCCAGGAGAUGAAUCAAACCAUCGUAUCAAAUUUUACAGCAGCUUUCAAAGAACACCCAGGUUUCCUUGGAUUGAGUGUUACCAGGUUCAGAAAAGGAAGUGUGUAUGUUGAUCUAGAAUUCAAAUAUGACAGUUCCAAGCUACAUAUAAGGGAUGCAAUGGCUGCAGUUCAGAACGCCACAACGAUGGGCAUGAUCCAUUCUCUUCCUGUGGACAACUACUUCAUGUUCAGAGGAGAACUUAAAGAUGGAACAUGUCCUGCUCCACCACGUAACAACACUGGUGUUUGUGAAGAGAAGUGCCAGAUGGACGUCAAUUGCACAGGAACACAGAGAUGCUGCUUCAAUGGAUGUGGUCACAUUUGUCAAGAUAUAGUGGAUACCAAGGCGAAUCCAUGUGAUGACAUGACGUACCUGGAAAAGGCGGGAGAAGAAUGUCUGAGAGUGCAUCAGUCUAAUCUUACCACAGCUUCAGACGUUCAUGCAUUCUGCAGCACAAUGCGGGAUUUUACAAAGUGUUCAGUUGAUUCCAUUGCUAAGGCAACUGGAAUCCGAUGCAGUACAGAUCAAAUUGCUACAGCUGUGAAAAUAUUAGGUCCACGACUGAAAGCAGAUCUCAAUCUUACCUAUAUCCCUGAAGACUGUUUUAAAGAAUUAUAUACAACAACAGCUUCAGCAAGAACAACCACCAGCAUUCCUUAACAGAAAAGAAAGGUCCUCCUAUUGACAUGAACCAACAGACCUGCUGAAUUUGACCAAAUCAGUGAUUGUCAUUUUCUUAAUUAAAACAUUAUCUAACUUUUUUGGAACUUUAAGUUAUAUAUUUUAUUCUAAAUAUGUAUUAUAUUCUAAAUAUUAUACUUUCAUUUUCACCACAUUGCUAAAAGUGUCCAUGAUUAGCUUUAAUCUAAUGAGAUUGUCUAAAAUUGUAUUGGUGUGAAACGAACAGUUGAUAUGACAUGCUGUAGAUAACAUUAAAUGAAGGAUUAGAACAAAGCUAGCUGCAAUAAUGUAGCCCUCUCUGAUUUUUUUUUUUUUUUUUUUUUUAGGGAGAGGGCUACAACUCCUUAGGAUCUCCGUAAUGGUGCAAAUGCGGGAGUGAUUCACUCCCGCAACAUUUGCGCUCAUUCUAAACAUUUCCUGACUUUCUUUACGUAAAUAAAAUGAUAUUCUAUGUUUCUUAGUCAAUAUAUAAAUUUACAACCUACAACUUUAGAUUUGUGAGGCUCUAUUCUACCGUUUUCAACAAUUUCGAUAAAUCCCAGUUUCUCGAUUCAUAUUUGUGCGCCAUGUUUGAUGUACUGAAGUUUCAACUUCCGGUUGUCAAGUCAUUUGCAUAUGCCAUAUAAGGUGGUAUUUACAUCAAUGGACAAGUAUGGAGGCGAAAGCUAUUUCGUCGGUAUUGAGAAGGUUUGAAUUUAAUAUCAAGUUAAAAACCGAACAGCAGAGUGUAAAUUCUUUCUGCAACAAUAUGAUUUUCCUUCCUUUGUCGAAGUGGCUCGAAUAACUACAUUUUCGCGCUGAUUGUCAAUGUUUAGGCUUUUCAUUAGAUCCACCUACGAGAUCUCGCGAUAACAAGCAUGGCGGAGCAGACGAAGAAUUUUGCAUGCUGUACAUUAUAUUUAAUGAAAAACACCUUUAUUAGACAUGCCCGAGCACAAAGUUGGUACUCCUUUUGGUGUAAACAACAUUUGGGACUAAUACACAGAGUUUAUUAUCGGUUAUUCAUAAAAUUAUUUUGCACCAUUACGGAGAUCCUAUGGAAUUGUAGCCCUAUCCCGAAAACGUCAGAAUAAAAAAAAAUUGGAUUGGGCUACAUUAUUGCAGCUAGAACAAAGCGACUACCUAUACAUAUAACUGUAGACUACAGUGUACCAACAUUAUAGUACUUUUCGAAAAGAAGAAAAGACAUUAUGAUGACGAAGGGGACGAUGAAUCGAAAAGAUAGAGACAGAGAUAUUCUUUUCAGGGUCAAAUUUUCACUGAGAUGCGAUUUUUGUUUAAAUGCGAAAGAAAAGGACAUUAACACAUGCAAGGUGAACAUAUAAUGACCUUGUAUUGUGUCGUCGUUUGUUUUUGCAGGCGAAAACAAACAUAUGGUAUCUAUUCAAUUAUGGAACUUAUAUAUAUAUAGAUAUGAUUAAAAUAAUUAGAACAUUAAUAUGUUAUGUAUUCACGUGUGUUAUUAUUAUAAUUAUCAUUAUUAUUAUUGUGUGUUAUUGUAAAACUAUUCCAUAUGUUAUCAUACCUCAUGUAUACACAACACCACGUCAAACGGACACUAAUUAUAUAUAUAUUCUAUUUUUACUUAUUUUUUGUACUCAUUCGUGAAUAAUGUUACGCUCUCUCUUUGUAAUAUUUAUGGAUGUCAGAUUUCUGGUGACACUUUAGAGGUCUAUGCAAAGGUUUGUGAUCUAGACACAGUUGUGAUUGAACAAUAUUUUGUAUAUUCAUCUUCUAAAAGGAUUUAUGUUUGUAUCUGGUAUUUACGUAUCACUGGGGUCCUAUUACAGCUGUGUAAUGUGUGGAAAUUUGUCUGAGCUAGCAUUAAAGACAUAUGGUGAUUUCUCCUUAUUAGUAUAUGUUCAUUCACAUCAAAUUUAAAUAUACAUGUAUAUUCUUGUACUCAUUUGCUAUUUAUGCAGUUGUUUACUUUCAUUUGUUCCAGAAUAUUGUCUAUCCAAAUAUAAUAGUUUUCAAACAUA
This is a messenger RNA of Ostrea edulis (European flat oyster), 12939 nucleotides long. RefSeq lists its product as uncharacterized. Gene Ontology annotation, cellular component: extracellular region. The coding region runs from base 203 to 10936 and encodes 3577 amino acids. NCBI's taxonomy places the organism in Eukaryota, Metazoa, Mollusca, Bivalvia, Ostreida, Ostreidae. The transcript is spliced from 100 exons. Gene Ontology annotation, molecular function: peptidase inhibitor activity. Gene Ontology annotation, biological process: antibacterial humoral response; innate immune response. The record is from RefSeq and is a predicted model, not a curated record.